AUGUGGUCAUUGGGUGCUCUUCCUGAUGGUUUUCCCGCAGCGUACGCCGCCUACGCGGCUGGACGUAGCUAUUCGGGCUAUCCUAGCUUCGGGCUGCCAUACCCAGCAGUUGACCUGACCAACGGCCAACUCACACCGAACAACAACACACCGCUGCUCGCGCAGGCUCUCUCAGUGAUGAACAACUACCAAGCCGCCGCUGCUGGCUUUGGGCCGCCGGCCUCUCCGCACGCGGCUGGUGGCCGUGCUGGGUUCCCCGCGGCCAGCUCGCCGGGACCCGCCCUGGAUGUGUACGGGUCCGCCGCCGACAGCGUGGGCUACGUGCAGGCCGCCAGCCCCCAGCCCUCCGGAUUCCCCGCCAUCGCAGUCAGCCGCGCGCCCCUCAAUUACACCCCAGGACCCCUGAUUCCUGCGGCAUUUACCAAUGGUGGCGAGCGGCACGGCGACGCGCAGCGAGCGCUCGUGCCGACCCCCGCGAAGCAGCGCAACACUACACCCGCGCCCGCCGCACUACUGUCGCGCUGCUAUCGCGGCCGUACCGCAUCCGUGCCGCGGGCGCGCAACAUCCGUACCACGGCCGCACAACAACCGUACCGCGGCCACCCAACACCGGUACCGCGCCGCAUCCCCACCGCAGCCGCGUCGCCAAGCCGCCACGCCGCCGCGAAGCCACUGAGCGGUCGCACGCCGCAUCGGCGACGGUCGUGUACUCCGUCCGACCGCGCGGACCGAUCCGUCGACCGCGGCAUCUCAAUCUCACUGUACCCUAUCCCAGUCCACCCCACCCUUUGCUCCCUCAACCCCGAACCCACUCCACACCCGAACAGAGGA
Iphiclides podalirius (scarce swallowtail) is the source of this 831-nucleotide messenger RNA. NCBI's taxonomy places the organism in Eukaryota, Metazoa, Arthropoda, Insecta, Lepidoptera, Papilionidae. The record is from the annotation of a GenBank genome assembly.